Molecule: messenger RNA, 1100 nt
Organism: Sebastes umbrosus (honeycomb rockfish)
Lineage: Eukaryota; Metazoa; Chordata; Actinopteri; Perciformes; Sebastidae
Gene: btf3
Product: basic transcription factor 3
Exons: 6
Coding region: 144-632 (162 amino acids)
Cellular component (GO): nascent polypeptide-associated complex; cytosol
Source: RefSeq, a predicted model, not a curated record
UUUGCUGUAACUACGUCACUUCCGGCCUCCUCUCUCGCUUCCAUCUUGCUCCUCCGCAUGUGUCUGCUGUUAGUUUACAGGUCAGUGAGGAGCUUUAAAUACCUUCUUCUCCGCACUGUUUCCUCCCGAACCGACGGCGAGAGAUGAAAGAAGCAAUUAUGAAUCAAGAAAAACUUGCUAAACUACAAGCACAAGUCCGCAUCGGCGGAAAGGGAAGUGCUCGCAGAAAGAAGAAGGUUGUACACAGAACGGCAACCGCAGAUGACAAAAAGCUCCAGUUCUCCUUGAAGAAACUCGGUGUCAACAAUAUCUCUGGUAUUGAGGAGGUUAACAUGUUUACAAAUCAAGGAACAGUGAUCCACUUCAACAAUCCCAAAGUGCAGGCCUCCCUCGCUGCCAACACCUUCACCAUCACCGGCCACGCUGAGACCAAACAGCUGACCGAGAUGCUGCCGGGCAUCCUGAACCAGCUGGGAGCCGACAGCCUGACGAGCCUCAGGAGACUCGCUGAGGCGCUGCCCAAACAGGCUGCAGAUGGAAAAGCGCCGAUUGCAACAAUAGAAGAAGAAGAUGAUGACGUUCCAGACCUGGUGGAGAAUUUCGAUGAAGCAUCCAAGGAUGAGGCUAACUAGGGGAAGCGGGACUCCCUGAAGUGUCAAAACUUGACAGGACCAUGUGAGGCACAAGAUGUUUUUCUGUCUAUUUCGAGGGGUGGAAAGCUAACAGUUAAAGUACCUGAGAAGAUGGAACAUCUGUCAACUUGAGCAUUAUGUAAAAUGUGCAACACCUGAACCAAGUACUUGCCUACUCUUGUUAAUUAUUUUUGAGUAAUUUUCUAGAAUAGUACUCUGAAGUAUUAAAAAGCGGGGGUGGCAGUAUUUAAGGUAUUUUAGUACUCAUUCCACUACUUUUCCACCAGACUCCCCAAAUGCUUGUUGUGCUCUGUAUGUCCAGUUAGAGUGAACGAUUGUGUGUGUAAAAUGUGACGUUUAAGGCUCCUGCUGUACAUGUUUUUUCUCCAUGUUACUGAACCUUAAUUCUUUGUGGCCUCACUUCAUCACCAUAUCUGGAAUAAACCUUUGCUACUGUCAAUAAAUAAA